AAAAACCUGGAAGAGGAAGGAGUAAACGCCGUAGGCGGAUCCUAUGGCCACUGUGGGGCUUGCCCUCAAGACAUUAUCAUAGGGUGGCAACCUUUGCGUUGUUCUUUCUGCGCGCGCGCGCAAACACACGCACGUGUGGGCUCCUCAUUUCCCGCCAGAAAUGGCUCCACAUUCAUACAAUGCUGUUUUUAAAGUUACCGUCUUCUCAUCUCUAAAGCUAAUAAGUGAGUAGGGUGUAAAACCAAUAUUAGUGGUGCAGAAUAUUCCAUGGUGGAGAAACCACUGCCUUCAUAGUUGUGGUGACAGUGGGGCAGGGUAGGAGGUUUUUUCAUUUUCCUUCUCCUUGACUCCAGUGGGAGGGGAAAUUACUACACUCCACCACAACUGACAUAGCUUCUGUUCCCUUUGAGGCCAUGUUGACCGAACAGGGGAACCUAGGAUAACACUAGCAGCUUCAUACCCAGUGUUUCUCGAGAAUUCCAAGAAACCAAAAAAAUCAGUGCAGUUUUGAAAGCUUCAGUCUGCCAUCUUGAUUCAAAAUGACAUCCAUUUGUAUAAAAACAUAGACUAAAAUCUGCUCCUUGAACUCAGGAACCAGCGUGUUAUCUAUCUUAAGAAAUGUCUAAAUGUAUCGUGAACAAACAACUUCCCAAAAUAUAUAGUAGUUGUUAUAGAGCAGUUAUUAUUCUCAUAUAACAUCCUCUUUGUUUUUAAAUCAUAUGAUUGCCUCCAGACUGCAGCAAUGCUGAUUCUUUCUUGAUUGUCUAAAUACAAAAUGCCAGUGUACUGCUUUCUUUCAAUCCUCCUGAUGAUUCUUCCCUUCAAUCCUAUUGAGAUGCUAGUUGUUGCUAGUUGUGAUUGAGGUACAGCUACGGUAUACUAAAUAGAACCACAUCCAUUGUGAGAUUAAACAUUAAACAUUCACAAGCUUUAAAAAUGGAAAUGCAGGAGUCAAGAAAGAGCCUUCAGCAAUGUGCAAUAGGGAGGAGAGCUAGUGUCAGAAUAGGGUGUGUUACAAGUAUACAAUAAUGUCCUGCUUCUCAUUUCUGGAAUGUUGGCAGCUACACUGUGUGUUUAUGGCACAGGGUUUUAACUUGGCACUUAUGCCUUUCUCCUGCAGUAAUGUAAUUGUUAUGCACUAACCACUACAGGCUGGAAGAAUCCCAGGCACCUGCCUGCCUAAAUAUUUGAUAAAAGUGCCUUUAGAACUUCAGAUUUGUGUUGCAGCUGUGAUCAGCGCUGAUACUGAAAAGUUGGAAGAGAGUAAGAUGCUAUUGUAAGAAACUGCCAAUGAGUAGGGUUGCCAUAUUUCAUGACGCCUCAAAAGUUGUUGAGUUUUUUUUAGACAAACCCCAAAGUUGUUGAACAGUUUUUCAAUUCAGAACAUACCGCCGCCUUCCGGAUAUUCCCCCCGGACGUCACUUCUGCCUUUGAAAUUCCAUUCCAGGUGUAUGGCAGCCCUAAAUAAGGGUGCAAUCCUGUACUUGAGAUCUGGGGUUGUGUGAUUUGGUGAAAGUCCUUCCACACUGGAGGAUGACCAACAUACUGCUGCCAUGAUAGAUCUGCUGACUGAAUACCACAGAAACACCAGUUGAACAUGCUGCUGGUGGAGCCAAUCCACCAUUGAAGACAUCGGCAGAAUAGCUGAUCUGGAGUAGAGUCAUGGGCAGAGGUUAGGUGGCAGAGGACAGGAGAAUGUUUACGCCAUAUUCUAUAAUCCUUCAGUCCAUGACCACACUCCUUUUGAUGGUGCAAAAAAUAAAAUAAAAAAUAUCCCCAUUGACUUCAGCAUGUCCUGGCUCAUCCUCUUAUAUGGUUGGCAAAAUAUUUUUUUCCCCUUUCCUGGGUGGCCCUUGAACCUUUGUCCCAGGAGUGCUCUGUGUGCCUUCUGGAGACAUCCUAUCCUGGGAGCUGUGUGGGUGCUGAAGGUUUUUUCCCCCUUCCACUUUGCGUUUUGUACUCCAAAACAGUGGUUGUGAGUACUGUACUACAAGCGGAUUUAAGAUGUAAUCUGUAGGGAUCCCUGGAGCCUAGCUUUGCCAAUGUUGUUGCCCGUGCUGAUGGAUUGUGUUUGCUUUGGUAUCAUUCUGUAUGUUGUGGUGGGAUGUGUGUGUGCUGGGAGCAUGUCCCAGAGGUGAGUUCAUUGCAUCCCUCUGCAUGUGGACAUGAUUGUUAGACACUGGUGGUGUUUCCAGUGAUGAUGGAUGCCUGCUGGUCUUCGUAAAAAAAAUGUUUUUGUACUUUAUGUGUGUUCCUCUUCACACCUGGGCUAAUCAUGUAUAAGAAUGUGGUCAUCGUUUUGCAGGCGUAGAGGCAUAUAUACCACCCCAGGCAUAAUGGAAGUGUAGGACUGCUCUGUAAUUUUCCUUAGGAGACAUUCCAAAUGGCUACUUUAACACUAAACACAGCUUCUGAAACUUUUCUCUCACAGUUUAUGAGGGCAAGAACAGAACAACAACAACAAAAAUCAGUUCCUGGAUCGCUGACAGUCUUUAAGAUUACAUACCACAAGACCAUCUAGGAGCAAAAUGGAAUUUGAUAAUGUAGGAACUCUGAAGCUUCACUUUCUGUGGCAUAUCCAUUUCUAAGAGUUUCUGAAAUAUUAUGCUGUAGGUGAUUAAGAAAAAAGAACUACCAGUAUAUUUGGGGUUUGUUUAAAGAUGCAAUAUACAAAAAGCAUGGAUUGGUUUCCUGUUCUCAGAAUACGGAGCUUGGCUUUAUAGCUGAUUAAUGUUCUAGUAUGUGUUUGAUAACUGUAGAAAAGUUUCACAUGGUUAUCACUUUUUCCAUUCAUAACUAUGGUAGGCGACUCAGACUAUUGCAGUGAAAUUUUUAUAGUGGACUCCGCAUCUAAUACCCAGCCCUAAACAUAUUAUAUGGAACUAAGUCCUAUUGAAAUAAAUUGGACUAGCUUGCAAGUAAUGAUUUUAGGAUAAGAGUGUUAAUGUGAUAGGAUUCCUCCCUUCCCGCCUCCCCUGGGUCUCCAUCCUCAAUUUUGUUGGUUGGCUAUAAUUUCAUUUAGUGCUGCUGAUGUUACAUCGUAAACUUCCAGCUAAAGACCUUCAGGCCUAAUUACAGCUUUAAUGUGUAACCACUUCUGGAUUGAGUCCAAUUUUUGUAUAAUACACUAUUGUGCUCAUGCCCUGGGCUGAUGCUAUUGCACACAAAUAAAAGCUUGUUACAUGAUUAGAAACAUCUUCUUUUGGGUGUGAAGCUAAGCUAACUUUUAUGUAAAAGUAUGGAUAUAAUAACCAAGGCAGCAUACAGUCACUUCUAAAGAUCCUAUGCCAGUUUGCAAUGGGCAGUUAUCUGUCAGUAUAUUGCAGAAUAUUCCAUAGUUGUUUCAAAAAAGCUUAUGGAAAGUUCAAAAAUGUUUAAACUUCUAAAUUAAAUUGUAACAGAUAUUUCUUUUGAAUGCAUGCCAGAGUUCAAGUGGAAUGAACAUACAGUAUUUCCUCAUGGAAGUGUUAAGAUGAGUGGAAGGGCCCUUCGAGGAUUUACUACCUCUCCCAGGAGUAGCGAUAUAGAAGGUUUGGUGGUUCGUAUGAAAAAUGGCCUUAAGAGUUCCAAGUAUAAACCUGUUGACUAUGAGCAGCUACUUGCAAUGACUGAAGCCAAGAAAUUGGAAUCUGCUAACAUCCUGUUAAAGAUUAAAAAGACUGAACACGCUUCAAAAAUCAACAAAGAACAAAUGCUGCAGAAGCGGCAUAACCAAGCGUGGUGGCCAGAGCACAAAAGACUGCAUAGAAGCCGGAAAAAACUAGAAUCUGAACUACAAAACUUCUUUGAUGAAGGAAGUGAAUGGCUUUUGGACUUGUGGGGCUUCAAGUAUCAGUUGUCAAAGGAUCUGGAAACAUUCCAAGCAAACACAGUACAACCUAUUUGGCAGCUUAGGGAAGAUUUAAGGUACCGCCUGUUGGAAUGGCAGGCCAACCACCAAAGCCCAGAAUAUCAAUUUAACCCAGAUGCAGUGUUGGAACAGGUUGCAUUUGUGAAGGAACAACAGAAAGUAGUUUUGAAAAAACUUAACCUGGAGAAAGAAGCUUUGGAACGAGAGCUUGAAGAAUGCACCAAUGAAGCAUUGGCAUGUUCUUCAGAAGAGAGGCCUGCACUUUUUUGCGAGAUUCCACCACAGUUAUUGGCCUUGGAAUGCCCGUAUCCUGAUUUGAAGGCUUCAGUGUUGACAGAAUUUCACAAACUGGCAGAUGAAUAUUGGUUGAAGUUCCAAGAGAUUGAUCAAGACUUAAAAGUCAUAUCAAGCAAUUUCCAGUGGAGUGAAGAAGAUCUUUGGGUUUAUCAGGUGAUCAUUAGUCAGUACCCUCGUGACAUGCAAGGCAGAAGAACUCUUUACUUGGAUAUGCUGCAGAAACAUCUACCUCACAAGUCUAGGGAAGAUCUCGUUGCUCACGAAAGAGCUUGGGACCACUACCAUUUUACUAGGAAUCAGUGGAGAGCUUUGAUGUUCAACUGGGUCGAGGCUAGGAAAGCUUUUUUACUGAAGGCAGUAAUGACUCUCGCAGAAGCUUGUGCUGCUCAUGAGACAGAAAUUAUGUUGGCUAAUAAUAGAAGAAAACAACAGGAAAUAUGUGCGGAUCUCAAAGAAAAGGUCCUCCAGUGGCGUGUACAGCAGGAAGAGGCUUCCCAACUGGAAGCUGCUAUCGCUGCCAGGAGAAAGGAAGAAGAAGAGGAAAAGGAAAAGUAUCACAAGGAAAAAGAAAUGCUUCAGAGAGCAGAGGACAAAGAAAAAGUGAAAAGGUACUGGGCUGAAAAGCAGCGCAGGUGGAAGGAACUGGAAGCAAAAGAUCUUCUGCGUUUGGCAGAAUUCAAGAAAUUAUUGGCCCAACAAGUCAUUAAAGAUAAGAAAAGAGUUCAGUUUAGACAAAAGCUUUUGGAAGAGCGCUUGAUGGAGAAAAGAGAAGCAAUACUCAAAGAAGCCCAUGAAGAAGAAGAAAGGAAGAGACGUCUUGAUGCUCUCAGGCAACAGGUUGCUGUUGUUGCAGAGUUUGACCCUGCAAGAAUGAUGGCCGACACAGUGGCAUCUAAAGCUCGGAUGGGCAUUGGAACAGAAGAAGAAUUUGUUCUGCUAAAGCCUCUGUUUGAGUUGCAUACAUUCACUAAUGACCAGAUCAUUUCCGACACCCGGGUUCGUGUGGAGCUAGCUCUCCGAGAAGCUGGACUACAUAAAACACUUUACGCUCAACAGCUUUUGCCUAAAAUCCCUCCGCCCAAACUUCCAAGGAAAGACAUGGAGUCCGUAGUCUUUAAAAUGUACAACUAGGCACUAAUCAGAGAUUCAGAAUCUUUUGGAAUAGUCUAUUAAGAAUCUUGAAUAAACUAUUUUAAUUCAGGAAAUAAGUUGGAUACUAAGUUGUGAAGGGUUCUGUUAUUGUGGCUGAGUCACGUUGGUGAAAAUGUGUUGCCAAGAAGUGCUCAUUAGACCAUUUUAACACUCCCCCACAAUCUUGAGCACUGCUCUGCUAACAGCACAUUCUUAGCAACACAGUUUACUGAAGCUUCAAGUCUAAUUAUUUCAGGUGAAAUCAUCCUUUUAGAUGAAAAUCUGCAAAGCAAAACUGCUGGAGACACAUCCACGUAGGAAUCCACAGAAUUAUUUGCUUCGGGGAUAGGAAGUAGAGUCGGAGUAGCCAACAUGGAACCUGCCACAUGAUAAUGGACCACAUGUCAGUCAAGGACAAUGGAAGUGAAAGUCCAACAAUAUCUGGAGAGUAGCACAUUGGCUACUCCUGGAGUAGAGUGUUGGACUUGAACCAGAAAAGUCUGGGUUAUACAUCUGUAUGCAGCCUUUGACUGCCUUUGACCAUAUGUCUCCUUUAUCCUUGAAGUAACUUUCCAGCCAAUAGGAAUCUAUGGAGAUGCAAAUGCUAUGUCCUUUUUCAUCUUGCAUGUAGAACAUUCCACAAUACAGGGACAGCAAAAUGUAGUUACUGGUAGGUCUUUAUUGAGGCAUAUUUCCUCCAGAUUGGGUUUGCUUGCUUAUUAAACUUUGCACAUAAAAUCUAAAAUGGUUUGCAGCACCCGCUCAGUAGUAUCCCACAUCAUGUUGAAUAACUUGAUUUUUUAUUUUUUUCAAAAAGAGAGAGACUAUUCUAGUUUUAUCAAUAUGCCCUAUUCUCGCUUGAUUAUUAUUAUAAAUGGAAAUAUAAGCUUAUACUCCACUUGUGGCAGACAAUUUGAUUCAUCAUGUUUACUGCAAACCAAUCAUCCAAACAAUUUCAUUUUGCAAAUUAGCCCUUGAGAAUAAAUUACAAAAUUAGAUAGAACAUUUCAGCUAUGGGGGUCUUUAUUAUGGCACAGCAAAGAACCCUGUUUGUUCUGCUAGAUGAAAGUGAACUUGAUAAUUCAUUUCAUUUUAUAACACUAAAAGCAUUCCCAGACCUUAUGCAGCAUGCAUAUGAAAGAUAUGUAAACAAGGUGCAUAAAAUCUGUAGCCUGCCAAUUAGCCACAGUUCAAACAAUUUAUUUGUGGGAUUAAGAACUGGAUGCAGGUUCUGUCUUGGCAAGUUGUGUGUUUGUGUGUGUAUGUAGACACACACACACACACACACACACACACACACACACACACAUGCCAUGCAACAAUGUAUUUUAUAAGGUUCUGUGUGACAGCUAUCUUUUUGAUGCAGUGUUUCUAAAUUUUGCAGCCUCACUUAAGGGACUGGAAAAAUAAAUUGUAGAGCUCAGUGCAGGCACAUUUCAAAUGUCAGUCCCAGCACUACCAUUUUCUCAGAGGAUUCAAUUGUAGCUGAGAGGCACAGCCCUGCAGGUCCCAGCAGGGCUUAAUCAUAGUUAAACAGACUUGAUGACUGAACACAAUUUGUCCUGGUUUGUGCUGACAGCCAAGUCCUGGUCAACAUCAUGCCAUUUAACUCAGUUGUUCUCAGUCAUUUUCUGACUUGCUAGUUCUCCACUGUAUAGAAAAGCCCUACGGGGAAUUUUGGGAAGAACUCUACCGUGAGAAGGAAGCUUCUCUGUUAGAGUUAUCGAGCCUGCAGAGAAAAAUACCCCCAUUCCACACACACACACUUUUAUAAACACACAGCUCUUAUGGUCCUGGGUAUAAUUUCAUGAACCUUAAGCUUUCUCAGUGCUUUGUGUCCAUGGAAAAUGGAAAAUGUGCAUGAAUCUGAUGAGAGAGUAUUUCAGAGCAGGGAUGACUGCUGAGCUUCUGAUAUACCCAGUUUUGCUUGUGUUGAUUUCUGUUGAAGUACAUGCAGUGCAAACUCUGAUGAAGUAAACAGCCCUCUUCCUAUUUCAGCAGCCCCAAAUAUAUGGUCUACUAACUAUUAUUCUAGUUAAUCCUAUCUGAGGUGGAAUGUGAAUUUUAAAGCAACUGCUGUGUUAGGUUAGGCCUGGGCAACGGUAGUGACUCAUAGCAAUGAUAAUGCCCGGAAGCAGUGAAUAAACACAGACAGAAUGUUCCCAGUCACCAUCAUUCAGGAAUCUGUCGCUGUAAUUCUGAGUAGGACAGAAGAACAGUCCCUGGAGCUCAGGAAAGGAGUUUGGAAGAGGUAGCUUGCUGGGUCCAAUUAAAAUAGCUUCCUAAGCUAUUUUCCUUCUGGUUUGUUCCCAUCUUGUUUAAUUCCUUUUCUCUCUUCAAUGAAUGUGGCAACCACUUGGUAUAUAAGGUUUCUGCCUUUCCACAGGGAUUUUCUAGGACGGUGGAAGGUAACAACAUUGAAUAUGUCAUAAUCUGGAGGCCUGGAGCUGAUUUGCAUGGUUGAGCUGCAUGCAAUUAACAUAAUUUGCAUAUAAUUUUCUUGAACAGGGUUGAUGCAAAACUACAGAUGGUGGACU
Messenger RNA from Zootoca vivipara (common lizard), 7815 nucleotides. RefSeq names its product coiled-coil domain containing 148 (gene CCDC148). The record is from RefSeq and is a predicted model, not a curated record. NCBI's taxonomy places the organism in Eukaryota, Metazoa, Chordata, Lepidosauria, Squamata, Lacertidae.